AUGGACUCCACUGGACACGUCGAAUUGUCGUACGAGGUCACGGACGCCCUCCGCAUCACCGACGGGGCCAAUGUUGUGGUCGACUGUAUUGACGGUGUGCUUUUUCACACCGAGAGUGUCAUGCGGCAGGCCAUGGCCGAGGGCAUUCGCCCUGUGUCCCCCGAGAAGGGCACUGUUGCAUUUUGUGCUGGCAUUGACGGCUGGGCAUUCACCCUCAGUACUUUCGCAAAGUAUUACACCUCGAAAGUACGUGUGGACGAGGAGACGUCAUGGAGAGGCUCUGGGGGGACAAUUUCUUUGAUACUGCGACUAAAGAGUGGACGAAAAGCAGGACGAAAUCCAAGACUUGUAUCCGUGGGUCAAUUUGACCUUAGAAGAGAAGAAGUUUGUGGGGAAACAACUAAUGAACUGCGUGAUGCAGCGAUGGCUCCCCGACAACAGCGCGCCCUCCUCGAGAUCAUAUUCCACCUCCCGUCAUCCGCCACAGCCCAGAGCUACCGUAUGGAUAAUAUGUAUUCCGACCUACUCGAUGAUGUCUAUGCAGAGGCGAUUAGGUGUUGUGACCCGGACGGUGAUUCUCUUCUAAAACCCGCUGAUUCCUUUAAUCUUCCUUACAGGAUGAUUCCAACCUCUGACAAGAAAAAGUUCUUGGCCUUAGGUCGUGUACUCUCGAGAAAGGUCUCGACCGGCCUCACGGUCAGGAUCAUGGGCCCAAACUAUCAGCCCACCAAGAAGGAGGGCCAGUACUCCAAGAGUGUCGAGAGUAUGGUUAUCUGGAUGGGCAAGAACAAGAAUCAAAAGACUAUUGAGGAUGUCCCUUGUGGCAACAUAGUGGCCAUAGUUGGCCUUGAUGACGUCAUCACCAAAAGUGAUACUCUCACAAAUGUUGAGAAUGUCAAUGCUCACAUAAUUCAGGCCAUGAAAUUCCCGGUUUCACCUCUCAUGCGCAUUGACAUCCAGAGUGAGGCAGAAGUCUUGGAACUCUUUAAGGGUUUGAGGCUCCUAGACAAGUCAGCCCCUAUGGUUGUCAUCAAUGAUGAGGCUAAAGACCUGUCCAUUACUGGUGUAAGAGGGGUUGAGAUCACAUCAAACUCAUUGAUCGUCACCUUCUAUGAGUCGGUUCUUGACAAGUCUGACUAUACCAUCAUGAGCAUGUCUAGCAACAAGAGCAUCCGUCUUUACAUAGUGGCCCGACCCUUGGAUCAAGGCCUUGCCAAAACCAUCGAUGAUGGGCGGAUUAGCCCGCAUGACGACCCCGAGGAGUGCGCCAAGAAGAUCUGGUGCUUCGGACCCAACUCCACUAGCCCCCUCGCCGGAGAGAAAACGAGGGACAUUUGCUUUGAGUUGUGUAACACCGUGAUCGCCGAGAACUUCUUUUUUUUGUUUACAUUCCAAACUUUUACAAGCAUCAAGGUCACUCUGUUCUCACUUCUCAAAUUCACUCCGAUUCUGCGCCUCGACCCGACGCCCCACCUCGCCUCACGUACGACUAAAACACUCCACGCCCUGCCUCUACCUUCACCUCCGACUCCAUUUUCAGAUUCCAAUGGCAAGUCGACCGUCACCGGCUGCGUGACAAACAUCCGCACGGAUGAGGCGACCACCAAAUCAACACCAAUAUCUUUCUAUCACAAGAGGGAUGACAAUGAGUACCCCAUCAACCUGAUGGACUCCUCUAGACACGUCGACUUCUCGUACGAGGUCACGACCGCCCUCCGCAUCACCGACGGGGCCAUUGUUGUGGUCGAUUGUAUUGACGUUGUGCUGUUCCAUACCGAGAGCGUCAUUCAGCAGGCCAUGGCUGAGGGUAUUCACCAUGUCCUCACCAUGAACAAGAUGGACCGGUGUUUCCUCGAGCUCGACAUGGACGACGAGGAGGCUUACGAAAACAUUCAGAAGAUCAUUGAGGACACUAAUGACAUCCUUCGUGAUUUUCAGGUGUCCCCCGAGAAGGGCACUGUUCCAUUUUGUGCUGGCAUUGACGGCAUGGCAUUCACCCUCAAUACUUUAGCAAAGUAUUACGUCUCGAAAAUGCGUGUGGACGAGAAGACGAUGAGGGAGAGGCUCUGGGGGACAAUUUCUUUAAUACUGCGACUAAAGAGUCAAUUUGACCAUAGAAGAGAAGAAGUUUGUGGGGAAACAAUUAAUGAACUGCGUGAUGCAAUGGUGGCUUCCCGCCAGCAGCACCCUCCUCGAGAUCAUAUUCCACCUCCUGUCACCCGCCACGGCCAGAGAUACCGUAUGGAUAAUAUGUAUUCGGGCCUACUCGAUGAUGUCUAUGCAGAGGCGAUUAUGUGCUGUGACCCGGAUGGUCCCCUUAUGCUUUACGUGUGCAAGAUGAUUCCAACCUCUGACAAAAAAAAGUUAUUGGCCUUAUCUCAUGUAUUCUCGAGAAAGGUCUCGACCGGCCUCUCGGUCAGGAUCAUGGGCUUAAACUAUCAGCCCACCAAGAAGGAGGGACAGUACUCCAAGAGCGUCGAGGGUAUGGUUAUCCGGAUGGCAAAAAACAAGAAUCAGGAGACUGUUGAGGACGUUUCUUGUGGCAACAUAGUGACCAUAGUUGGCCUUGAUGACGUCAUCACCAAAAGUGUUACUCUCACAAAUGUUAAGAAUGUCAAUGCUCACAUAAUUCGGGCCAUGAAAUUCUUGGUUUCACCUCUCAUGCGCAUUAACAUCCAGAGUGAGGCAAGAGACUUGGAGCUCUUUGAGGUUCUGAGGCUCCUAGACAAGUCCGACCAUACCGUCAUGAGCAUGUCUCGCAACAAGAGCAUCCGCCUCUACAUGGUGGCCCGACCCCUGGAUUAA
This is a messenger RNA of Striga asiatica, 2805 nucleotides long. The record is from the annotation of a GenBank genome assembly. NCBI's taxonomy places the organism in Eukaryota, Viridiplantae, Streptophyta, Magnoliopsida, Lamiales, Orobanchaceae.